Messenger RNA from Episyrphus balteatus (marmalade hoverfly), 2466 nucleotides. RefSeq names its product microtubule-associated protein futsch-like. Bases 1 to 2466 code for a protein of 821 amino acids. The transcript is spliced from 6 exons. The record is from RefSeq and is a predicted model, not a curated record. Lineage: Eukaryota; Metazoa; Arthropoda; Insecta; Diptera; Syrphidae.
AUGAAUAAAACAGAUAGAUAUAAUACCCCAGGUGGCAAUUCAGAUUCUCUGGAAAAUCCACCCUCUUCGGAGGUCGGCUCUAAGGAUUCUGGGGAGAGCCAAUUAUUCCUAUUCGAACACUUGAUAAAUCCGUUUUCAAGAAAACCCAUGAUAACGCGAUCACCACCACCAACAUCGAGUGCAACCGGGCAAAAGAGUCUGCCCAAACUGCAAGAGCGUGCAAAAGAAGACUCAGAGAAAAAAGAUAGUCUUGAAAAAGACAAUAACGAUCUUCGUCAAAGACUCGACGAAACAUUGAAACUCUAUCAAGAGUUGAAAGAAGAAGUCAAUUUUCUAAGAAUUGAAAAUGAGGCCUUAAAGAAAGCCCAUCAAGAAAUCGAUCUUCUCCAAAUAAAAACAACUCCACAGCAAGUGGUUAUUCACGAAUAUAAAACAGACGAAGAAGAGCUUGAACGUGAAACGGAAAGAUCCUCCAAAAAUCCAAAAAGACGUACAAAAAAACGUAAAGUUUUCUCCUCACCAGAGGGUGCUUCUUCUUCCGAGACAGAAGUAGUAAAAACACCAAAAGAUACAAGUAACAAAGAAAAACCGGCUAAAAUAAGGCCACCGCCAGCGAUUAAUGUUGUCGGAGUUGCGGAGUUCAAUAACCAUUUUAAAGGCGUUACCGCCAACGAAUUUCAAAAAAAGAAUUACAAGAUCUUAGAUGCGGAAAACAUAAUAAAGAAAGAAAGACAACAAAAAGAUAAAGAAACAGUCGUGGUACAUCGUGGUCUUCCACUAUUUAUACUCACGUUCGAUAAAACAGAAAAACUAGAGGAAAUCUACAAAAUCAAAAGAAUACUUAGCCUCGUAGUUAAGAUCGAACCUCUAAAAAAACAUACAAAACAAGUCCCUCAGUGUAGACGCUGUCAAGGGUUUAACCAUACACAAACUUAUUGUAAAAAAGAACCUAGGCGUGUGAAAUGCGCGGGAAAAUACUUAACUACAGAUUGCACCGGAAACAGCAAGAGCCCAGCGAAGUGCAUAAAUUGCAACGGAAGUCACCCGGCAAGUUAUAGAGGCUGUGAAGUAGCUAAAGAGCUACAAAAACGCCGAGAAAAAAUUCAUGCCCAAAGAAAACUCACAAAGAACCAAACUUCUAAGACCCCUAAAAGGGUAAACACAACAAAACCCGCCACUGGUAAAGAAAAUCAAACGCCAACAACAUCAAACACGUCUCCAAAGAAACGUAAUGGAAACUCAUACGCUGAAAUGGCGGCUUCACCCCAUUCGCUUGAGUCAAAGCUUAUGCAAUCGGACGAUAUAGCGGGGACAUCGAAAGGUGCCCCAGCUACAAAGAAGAAUCCAACGGCAAUCAAGCCAACGGCAAGUGAGCCAACGGCAACAACAGCCGAUAUGGGUAAGAGGAGACGGCAACCGCUGAAGCCACAGCAGAACCUUGUGAAGCGUCGUUCCACUAACGAAGCGGCAGCUAAACUACAUCAGAAGCCAGAACAUGAUGACGUUAACUAUAUGUCUGACGGGGGAGAAGGGUAUUUCGUUUCGGGUGACAGCAACAAGUUCGCUGGUCUGUCAUCCCCAGAGCCGUCAUCAGACGAAGAAGAAGAGGAGGAGCAGACCUUCCAAACAAAAAUUAACGAGUUUGAGAGGAAAAUGGAUGCCCUCAGACAAGAAGUUGCGCCCCUGAUCCAGCUCAUGAAAGCGAAACAAGAAGCCCACAGAGCCAAAGAAAAACAAGAGCUCGCAGAUAAGGCAGAUAAGGAAGCCGCUAAAGCAGUCAAAGCAGCAGAAAAACAACAACAAGAGCAGCUUCGACUGCAGCAACAGCAACAACAGCGGCAGCAACAACAACAAUUGCCAGCACAAGUUGCACAACAACAACUACAGCAGCCCGUCCAAGUGUUAGAGCAGCAACAACAACAACAGCCAAAACAGCAAAACAAGCAGCAACAACAACAAACAGCAGAGGCAGACAAGCCUAGUGGAAGCCAGCAGCAGGUGCGGACCCAACAGCAGCAGACCAAGGAGCAGCAGCGAGGGAAAGGACACCAGCAGCAGCUACAGAUAGAAAAAACAAAGAAAGAAAAUGUGCCACCAAUUAAUGUGUUCAGGAUGGAGCUAGAGGACACAAUUAAGCUAUUGGAAGAGCAUAAGAAAAUUAGAUUUUUAUUAAAAGAAGCCACCACUGAGUACUUCAGUUUUACCCCUAAGUUGGAUAAAAUCCAAACGGUCCUCCUAAAGGGCAUAGAUUCCUGCACGGAACCCCCGGCGCUCUAUCAUGAGCUCCGCCGCAAAGCGAGUGAUGAUCUCGAGAUCAUCAGCGUCAAGCCAUUCCAAACGGCUUUGUCCAGGCGGGAGAAAAGGAAACUGCCGAUAUUUUUAGUACAGCUCUCACCCAACAGCAAACUGGAUAGUUUGAGGAGUAUCACCGUCCUCAACUACCAGGUUGUCACUUGGGAUAAAUAA